AUGUCAAAGGUGCAAGAGUCUGCCGGGCCUGUGCUGGCACAUUUAGCCAGACUGCGGGCAGGCAAGGUAGAGGUCCAUGUCAAAGCGAUGGGGUCGGCACCUGCUUUGCGACAGCCUCGCUUCACGAUCGAUGGAAGCAAGAAGUUCUCAAAGCUGAUCGUAUACUUGAAAGAGGCCUUGAAGCUGGAGACGAUUUACGUCUACUGCAACGAUGCCUUCGAACCUUCACCCGACGAGCGGUUGUCGGACUUGCAGAAAUGCUUCGGAUCAUCUGGGAACAAGCUCAACAUCAGCUAUUCGGGCGAGCAGGCCUUCAACUAG
Molecule: messenger RNA, 321 nt
Organism: Symbiodinium necroappetens
Lineage: Eukaryota; Dinophyceae; Suessiales; Symbiodiniaceae
Source: the annotation of a GenBank genome assembly